This is a messenger RNA of Miscanthus lutarioriparius, 960 nucleotides long. Lineage: Eukaryota; Viridiplantae; Streptophyta; Magnoliopsida; Poales; Poaceae. The record is from the annotation of a GenBank genome assembly.
AUGGAUCUUCUCAAGGCUCUAAUCGUUGCCAUCUGCCUAUGCUUUGUUCGAGCCCUGUGCGAUGCGGCCUCAGCCUCUCCGUCGCCAGAGCAGGAACGGGAAAUUCAGAUGCUCAGAUCGAAGGUCGCGUCCUUCGAGGAUGAGAUCAGCAGGAGGAAGGAGGAGACCUCGGAGCUGGAGAGCGUUGUCAGGGAGAGGACCUCACAGAUGGCAACAUUGGUAGGCGCCCUAGAACUUUUGCAGAAGGUGAACUUGGGUGAUGAUGAGUCUGUGAUGAAGGCGAACACACAUACUGCAAUGCUUGAGAAGCAGAUUGAGAGGCUGGGUAACGAUUUGGAAGACCAGAUUAGGAAAGGCGAAUCAUUAGAAUCACGGGCUAUUGAAGCUGAAAGAAGCUUGCAUGAAUUCGGUCGCAAGUUGGAGCAUGCUGAGAGAACUAAUAUUGAGCAGAAAAAGAAGAUUCAGGACCUCAGUGACAGGCUUCAGUAUUCACAGGACAAACUUUCUUUGUUGGAAAACGAGGCAAAAUCUAAGGCUGAAGAGUUGGCAAAGGUUCAUGGCAUGUGGCUUCCCCAUUGGCUUGCAAAACUAGUUCGAGUGUCAAAAGGCCAUCUCGACGCACUGAGGAAUGCUACCGUGGCAUUCACAUCAGCAGUGUACAGAGUUUGCAGGGACGUUAUCCAAGCGUGUACAGUGACGGGAGGAGGAUUCGCAGAUAACUAUUGGCAGAGAUUCUGCCGGCCAUACCUCAGCCGCGUCGUCGCAGCAUCUGAACCUCACCUGUCUAGAGCAAGCGUGGUUCUCGAACCUUACAUGAGGCCCGCAACAUCCGCGUGGAGAAGCCUCGUCUCGUUUACAAGCGAAUACCAUCAUCAGGUUCAGAACGGAGUGAAGCGCUUCCUUCAGGGCAAUCAACUGCUGACGCCCCUUUCAGCUGACAAACUGGCAUGGAUCACGUAG